Perca flavescens (yellow perch) is the source of this 4721-nucleotide messenger RNA. RefSeq names its product transient receptor potential cation channel subfamily M member 4. The transcript has 29 exons. NCBI's taxonomy places the organism in Eukaryota, Metazoa, Chordata, Actinopteri, Perciformes, Percidae. Gene Ontology annotation, cellular component: plasma membrane. The record is from RefSeq and is a predicted model, not a curated record. Gene Ontology annotation, biological process: calcium ion transmembrane transport. Gene Ontology annotation, molecular function: ligand-gated calcium channel activity; calcium-activated cation channel activity. Bases 263 to 4072 code for a protein of 1269 amino acids.
GGUUUUGACUGGCCACUCCUUUUUCAAAGUUUGGAGCACGGUGUUUGCAAUUAGAGCCUACUAUGUGUGCCUCAACCACACCCUCACCUGUAGCUCUACAUCCGUUUCCUCUAGGACUGCUAAGAAAACGUUUGGGAAUGGAAUUUCCAUAGUUUUAGGUUUAUUCAAUUUCGGCAAUCCGGUAAAUAAGACUAUCAGAGAUAAUUCCUGAAGUCCCUUCCUCUCGCUAUCUAUCAAAAAGUCGAUCAGAAAAGGAAACAACAUGGGAGACGCAGGAAAAGAAUUAGUCGACGGCGGAGACCAAAUAUGCAACGUUAAGUCUAAGGACCAGACUUGGAUCCCCAAAAUCAUCAAGAAAAGAGUUUGCACCACCUUUGUAGAAGAUUCUUCCAGUAAUGGCGCGCGCUGCCAGUGCGGGGGUGCAAGAGAUGCCCAUGGCUCUGUGGCUCUCGGUGACUAUUUCAGCACAGCGAUUGUCAACCACUGGGACAGCGGCCAGCACUCCUCUGAAUACCCGACUGAUGCCUUUGGAGAGUUGCAGUUCGCAGGAGCCAGCAAGAGGCUUAGCUAUUUUCUGCGUCUGUCAUGGGACACACCCCCGGCUACGGUCUACAAACUGAUGACAGCCCACUGGGGCCUUCCUAUACCUAACCUGGUGGUUUCUAUAGUGGGCGGAGAAGGCAAGACAAAGGUGAAGACUUGGGUGCGGGAGGUCAUCAGGCAGGGACUGGUGAAAGCCUCACAAAGCACAGGAGCGUGGAUCAUGACGCCAGGCUUGCGUGAAGGUGUUGGCAGGUGUGUCGGAGAGGCGGUGAGGGAUCAUGCCACCGCAGCCUCGUCUGUGUCCCUCAACAAGGUGGUGGCGCUGGGCAUCGCUUCCUGGGGCCUGGUGCAUAACAGAGAGCAGCUGGUCAACCCUCAGGGCAGCUUUCCUGCUAAGUACCAUGGCCAGAACAUGUCCUCGGACACUUGCUGCCUGGACAUCAACUACCAGGCCUUCCUGCUGGUGGAUGACGGGAGUGUGGGACUUAGACCAGAGACAGGGUUCAGGGCCAAACUGGAGGACCACAUCUCCCACCAGCUCACAGGCGGCACCAGCGGCAUAGACAUCCCUGUCCUUUGUAUGCUGAUAUCAGGGGAGGCAAGCAUGCUGGAGAGAGUGGAGCUUUCUCUGAAGACCUCCAUGCCUUGGCUGGUGCUGGCUGGCUCAGGAGGCCUGGCUGACUUCUUGAGCGAUGUCUUGGAGAAUCUGUCAUCAUCCCAAAUUGGCCAGUCCUCCGGUGAUGGAGAUGGUGAGGCGGGUCCCAGCAUAGAUCUGAAAGACAAAGUGGCAGAAAGGGUUAGGCGGCACUUCCCUUCUGAAGCGGAGGCAGACAAACUAGUUGAACGGGCUCUGAGCAUCUACCAGCACAGAGACUUAAUUACAAUCUACCACGGAGAGCAGGACAGCCCAAAUGAGUUUGAUACACUCCUGCUCAAAUCAUUGGUGGGAGCUAGUCGGCAUCGUGUGUCAGAGGAGGACAGCCCUUACAAUGACGAGCUGAAGCUAGCCGUCACAUGGAACAGGGUUGGCUUUGCCAAGAGUGAACUCUUCAAUGGAGACAUCCAUUGGAAGCAUAAAGACUUGGAAGACUCCAUGACAGAUGCCCUGAUCAACGACAAGCCUCAGUUUGUACGUCUUUUCGCUGAGAAUGGCCUCAACAUUCUGGAGUACCUGACUUAUGGCAGGCUGGAAAGCCUCUACCGCUCAGUGGCUGAAGGGACGGUGCUUUACCAGCUACUUCAGCGCCAACUAGCGGAGCGUCGGGGAACUGCAGCUGAAUCAAAUGUGCAGUACUCCCCUUCCAAAGUGGCAAAAAAGAAAAAAAAGAGUGGCCCAGAGGAGAUCACCCUUUUUGAGGUUGCAGAGCUCCUGGAACUGUUAAUGGGUGACAUCUGCCAGCCGUUUUACUACGAUGCUUUGGGCUUAGAACAGACCUCAGUCAAGAGUAGAGCUUUUAGGCGUGCCAGUAAGCUGCUGCAAGGAGACUGCUUGUAUCGCGGAAUGCGCUGCCUCUUCCCCUGGGCUUCGCUCUUCAUCUGGGCCGUCCUCCAGAACCGCAGCGAGAUGGCCACCUUCUUCUGGGAGAUGGCAGGGGAGUCUGUGCUGAGUGCUCUUGGUGGCUGUAAGAUUCUGAGGGAACUGUGCAAGCUGGAGACGGAGACUGAGGCCAAACUGUCCACAAAAGAACUGGCCCAAAGGUUUGAGAACCUGGCACAUGAUGUUUUCGGCUCUUGCUAUCGGAGCAAUGAGAGUCGCUCAUUCACCCUGCUAAUUAGGAAAUCUCCAUUUUGGGGUGGUACCACCUGCCUCCAGAUGGGCAUGGGCGCCGACGCCCGACUUUUCUUCAGCCACGACGGAGUACAGGCUCUGUUGUCCCAGAUCUGGUGGGGUGACAUGAAGAGGAACACGGAGGUGUGGAAGCUCGUGUUCACCUUCUUCUGCCCCGUCCUCUGCUACACCAACUUCAUCUCCUUCAGGAAACAACAGAAAGAUGAAGAAGAAGAAGAGGAGGAGGAGGUGGAGCCUAACGAUGACGGGCUGGGCAAGGACAGCGACAGCCUCUAUGGAAACACAGUCUUCUCUUUCGCCGACAUCAACCACAUGGAAGUUGAGUCACCAAGACCAAACACCAGGACAGCAGGCAUCAAAGGCAGACUCCACUCUCACAGACCCCCAAAGCGUCCAUAUGUAGUGUCACGAUGGCGACAGUUCUGGUUUGCACCUGUCACCACAUUUUUGGGCAACGUCCUGAUGUACUUCCUCUUCCUCCUGCUAUUUGCGUACGUUUUGUUGGUGGACUUCAAGCCUUCGCCUGCCUCUGGUCUGGCCGUCUCAGAGUAUGUGCUAUACUUCUGGGUAUUCACUUUCGUGUGUGAGGAGAUCCGACAGACGUUCUUUUUGGGGUCGAUAAGUUACCGUCAGAGGAUCAGAGUGUACAUUCAGGAUGUGUGGAACAAGUUUGACCUCACUGCCAUCACGCUGUUCAUCAUAGGAGUAAUCUGCAGGAUGUUCAAGCAGUCAUAUGGAUUUGGCCGGGAUGUCCUGUGUGUGGGCUACAUGGUCUUCACCCUUCGUCUCCUUCACAUCUUUGCCAUUCACAAACAACUGGGGCCAAAAAUCAUCAUUGUUGGCAAGAUGAUGAAGGAUGUCUUUUUCUUCUUUUUCUUCAUGAUGGUGUGGCUCAUAGCAUAUGGAGUAGCCAAUCAGGCUUUGCUUUACUCCUACGACCCAAACUUAGACCGCAUCUUUCGCCGUGUUUUCUACAGACCGUACUUGCACAUCUUUGGACAGAUCCCUGUGGAAGAGAUGGAUGUAAAAAAGUCGUGGGAAAUGGACUGCACACAUAACAUGACGUUGAUCCAGAAUGGUGAGGAGCCGUGCAGGACUGUGUCUAAUAACUGGCUGGUGGUAAUUCUGCUGGUUAUUUAUCUGCUGGUCACCAAUAUCCUGCUCAUCAACCUGCUCAUCGCCAUGUUUAGCUACACCUUCAAUAAAGUGCAGGCUCACAGCGACAUCUACUGGAAGUUCCAGCGCUACAACCUGAUUGUUCAGUACCACUCCCUUCCCUCCCUGGCUCCUCCUUUCAUCAUCCUCUCUCACAUCAACAUCUUUAUCAAGAGGGCUAUCCGCAAGGUGCCCUCUUUCAAGAUACUGCACUUUGUAUUGCAGUUAAGAGGGAAAGCAGCUAACAGGCUAAUGACGUGGGAAAACAUUCAGAAGGAGGACUUCCUGUCGGCCCAGAACAAGCUCCAGAGGAACUGUGACUCAGAGAGGCUCAAACGGAUGUCCGUCAAAGUGGAUGAUGUGCUUAAAAAUGUGACUGAAAGCAGAGGCUUUGACCAUAGGCUGAGGGUUCUGGAGAAUGAGAUGGAAUAUUGUUCACAUGCUCUCAGCUGGAUUGUGGAUACUAUGGCACAAGGCAGCACGUUCAAACCUUCUCGUCCUCCACCUGCAAUUCGUCACCCUCGUCUCCCAGUUCCAUCUGAUUCAGCCUUGGUGAUGCCUUUAUCAGGUCAAAUGGCCUUUUGAAUGGGAGUGCUAUGGGCACUUCUAUGAUGGCAUCAAAAUCAACAUUUUUAAAACGCUAAGAAGGCUCGACAACACAUGAAACUUUGUAGUAUCACCAGGGUCUCUACACAUGAACUUGAUGAUUGAGAACAUUGUUUGUGUACACAGUUUACUAAAAAAGGUUUUGAACAACUUACUUUAGCAGUUGUUGUUUCCGGGCGCUACCAUCUCCGAAUGCAACAUAACAGGGAGGAGAGUAAAGAUGGAAAUCUCCUAAAGCUUAGUUCCAUAUAAAUGCACGGAUAAUUCGUAGUUUUGUCGUUAGUGAAAAACCAUAUUGACCUUGUAGUUGAAAAAGGAGCCUCGUAUAAGAAUGACAUUUGCUCCUAUGGAGUCAGUUCAUUCGCAUUCUGAGAUCGUCACUUUUUGACUGGUGAGAUGGUAGCGCCCGGAAACAACAACUGCUAAAGUAAGUCGUUCAAAGCCUUUCUUUUUAGUAAACUUUGUGUACACAAACAAUGUUUUGAGCUGGUCGCUGGAAUUCCUUUUUUAAGGUUCUUAUAUAGGUUUUUACUGCUAUAUUUAAACUUUUGAUACUGUUACAUUCAAUGCACAUUAUUGUUUUAGCAACCUUAAAUGUUUAAUCGUGAAUGUGUAUUGCUAGAUUAUA